AUGGCGGUGCCCUCCAACGUGCUGCUGCUGCUCACCGCCACGUGCGGCCGUGCCAUCCCGGGGCCAACGCUGCCGCUCGCCCUCAACCUGGCACUGUGCGACCUCUCGCUGGGCAUCAUGUGCGCGUCGAUGGCCACGACCUCCCUGCAGCUGGCGUCCCUCCACUCGCUGCUCUGGCUGAGCGCCUGCCGCUUCGCCGAGGUGCAGCGGCCCCUGAGCUACGCGCGCACCGUCACUGCGCGGCGGGCCGGCGCCGCCGUGGCCCUCGCCUGGGGCCUGGGGCUGGCCGCCGCGGCCGCUCCGCUCGCGGGCCUCGGCAGCUACGGCCCCUCGCGGGCCACGGGGACGUGCGGACCGCGCUUCCUGCGGGCCGAGGGCGGGGCGGCGGGCGAGCGGGCCCUCUGCGUCCUCCUGCUGGGCCUCGGAGUGGCGGCGCCGGUGGCCGCGUUGGCCGCCAUGUACGCGUACAUCGUGCAGGUGGCCAGGAGGCAGGCGAGGCGCGGGGCCUUCGUGUGCACGGAGGCGCACUGCUACUACGUGCCCGCGCGGAGGUUCUUGCGCUGCACCGUGGUGCUGGUGUCCACCGUGGUGGUGCUGCUCGUCUGCUGGGUGCCCUACCUGUCCGUGAGCUUCUACGCCGCGUUCGCCCGCCUCCCCGUGCACGUGACGGCCGAGGCGCUUUGCUCGGCGCUCACGCUGCUAACCUCGGCGCUCAACCCGUGGGUCAACUUCCUCUCCCAGCAGAAGUUCCGGCGGGCGCUGUCGCUGGGCUGGGCCCGGCUCUGGGGAUCGGCGUGCUGGUUCUGGGCACCGGCGCCCUCCCGCCACAACCGGCGAGAGGGUCGCCCUCCAUGGGGAGGGGGGGCGCAGGGCCCCCCGUCCCCCUCCGUGCCUCGAUCGAUCCUCGGUUUGGUUCCGGUCCGGCCUCUGGUCGGCAACGGGCGGAUUCGAUAA
Lethenteron reissneri (Far Eastern brook lamprey) is the source of this 954-nucleotide messenger RNA. Its product is annotated as rhodopsin-like. Gene Ontology annotation, molecular function: G protein-coupled receptor activity. NCBI's taxonomy places the organism in Eukaryota, Metazoa, Chordata, Hyperoartia, Petromyzontiformes, Petromyzontidae. Gene Ontology annotation, biological process: G protein-coupled receptor signaling pathway. The record is from RefSeq and is a predicted model, not a curated record. Gene Ontology annotation, cellular component: membrane.